AUGGCCUCACCAUCGUGGCAAGAAAUCGUCCGAAAGGUUUUUGAGAAAGAUUCGAGGCCGGUGAUACUUUACGACGGCGUCUGCAAUCUUUGCAACGGAGGAGUGAAUUUUAUGCUAGAUUGGGACAACCCGACUCAGUUGCGAGGAAACUUCCGGUUUGCAGCGUUGCAGUCAGAAGUUGGAAGAGCUCUGUUGCAACGGGGAGGAAGGAGACCAGACGACAUAUCAAGCAUCGUUCUUGCAUGUGAGGAUGGCAAGACUUACGUCAAGAGUGAGGCGAUUCUGAGGAUCGGAAAGGUUUGCAAUCAGCCUGUUCGCUUCCCCUCUGACUCGUUUCCAGGGCCUUGGCCAAGGAACGUGCGAGAUGUCUUCUACGACUUUGUUGCUGAUAACCGCUACAACUUCUUCGGGAUAUCGGAUGAAUGCCGGUUAUCCGACGAGAGAUUUGAUAACCGGUUUGUGAGUGACCUGUAA
Molecule: messenger RNA, 474 nt
Organism: Guillardia theta CCMP2712
Lineage: Eukaryota; Cryptophyceae; Pyrenomonadales; Geminigeraceae
Exons: 3
Coding region: 1-474 (157 amino acids)
Molecular function (GO): protein-disulfide reductase activity
Source: RefSeq, a predicted model, not a curated record